This is a messenger RNA of Amyelois transitella, 1056 nucleotides long. Its product is annotated as ciliary microtubule-associated protein 2-like. NCBI's taxonomy places the organism in Eukaryota, Metazoa, Arthropoda, Insecta, Lepidoptera, Pyralidae. The record is from RefSeq and is a predicted model, not a curated record. The transcript has a single exon. Bases 1 to 1056 code for a protein of 351 amino acids.
AUGUCUAAAAAUCCAGCACCUUUCGGAGCUAGCGUGAAGCGGUUUGGUAAAAUCACAGUUCACCCCAAUUUAGAUCCGAGUGGACUUUACACUAUAAGGCCCCCAGCAUGCGACCCCUGUCGCUACCACCCGAAACCCAUGCAUAAAAUAUUUGAAGUUAACAAAAAUAGAAAAUCCGAGAAAGACCCCUGGAGGUAUAAGAUAGAGCUGGAAGAGUGGGCUCAAAAUCUCGGAUAUAGGAAUCAAAAAAUUCUAUCACAAAGGCACUGGCAACUGUCUCUGCUCGGGCCCGCCUGGCAUACCGUUCCCGAUGAGAUCAAGUACGAGCCCGCGUGCAAAAAUGUCGGUUUCGGCAGAACCCCGAGAACUAGACCUUCCAAACUCAGAUACCCAGGACCAGGAACCUACUAUCGCGCUGUUCCAUUCAAAGCUCCUUAUGGCCCUCAUUCCUUAAGACCUACUUUCGAGAGAGAAGAGCCUUGCCGAUUCAAAGACACAUGUCCAAGGUGGUCCCUAGCGCCUAACAGAUAUAAUAUCAUAGAUAAAGAGAGUAUAGAGCAGAAGCCAAAGAAGUUGGUAUCGAGACGAGGCCCCUACGACCUCUUCACGGGGCGCAGAGACGGCACGGUAAAAAACCACUUCAACACAUCGCUCAAAGUGUCUGCGGCUACGUGGCCACUCGCGCUGAAAGGUUCCUUUGAUACAUACAAAAAGAGUCACUUUGGUUCUAUGAACAAAACCGAUAGGAGUAAGCCGUACAGAGGCAGAAAUGCUUUGGUGGAUAUCUCGAUGUGUGUGAAGCGGCCGGACGAGCCUGGUCCGGCGCAUCUGAACAUCGACAAGCCCAAAGUGUUCAAACAAUAUAAGCACGGCUUCAACAGCUCGUACGAUAAAGGGCCAGGGUACCAGCGAGUAGUGGUGUGGCCCGGUGUGGGCCGCUACAAUGUGAAGACGUUGACCUGCGGCAUCAUGGGCCAGGGUCACAAACACGUGUUCUUGAGCAAGUUGGGUAGAACCAUUGGAGCAGUUAUACCAGAACCUAUGAAUUCCUUUUGA